AUGCAGGAGCAGCAGCAGCAGCAGCAGCAGCAGCAGACCGUGAGGCCCUGUGUGUUCUGCAGCAGACCAGAUAUAAAGGAAGCAGACCUAAGGCCUAGACGCAGCAGCAGCAGCAGCAGCAGUUGCAGCAGCAGCAGCAGCAGCAGCAACCGCAGCAGCAGCAGCGGUUUGGAUGCUGACGUGACCAAUGGCUGGCUGCAGCACCAGCAGCAGGAGCACCAGCAGCUGCAGCAACAGCAGCUGGAGCAACAGCAGCUGCAGCAGCAGAGCUGCAGCAACAGCAGCAGCAGCAAAAUGAGCGAGGACUUAUACUGGGAUGAGGGCACCAACCGCUACUACAAGUUAGACGUAGACAAAGACGAGUUUUACUCUGACGAUGAAACAAGAGCUGCUGAUGCUGCUGCAGCAGAAGAAGCCAGACUUCUAGAGCAGCAGCAGCAGGAAGCUGCUGCUUCUCCUCCUGCUGCUACUACUCCUUCUCCUCCUGCUGCUACUAGUCCUCCAGCUGCUACUAGUCCUCCAGCUGCUGCUAUUAGUCCUGCUGCUGCUACUAGUCCUCCUGCUGCUGCUACCCCUCCUGCUGCUGCUACUACUCCUCCUCCUGCUGCUACUAGUCCUCCUGCUGCUGCUACCUCUCCUGCUGCUGCUACUACUCCUCCUGCUGCUGCUGCAGCAGCAGGUGCUACAGAGAAUGGAGCACGCGCGCAGAAGGCCAGCCCCGCCGUGGCUGCUGCUGCUGCUGCCGCUGCAGCAGACAAGGCAGCAGCGGAUAAGGUAGCAGCAAAAGCUACAGCAGCAGGGGAGGCCGCAGCAAGAGUGCAGAGAACAGCGAGAGCAGCAGCAGAUCCUGCAGCUACGUCUCGUGCCGCAGCAGCUGAGGCAGCAGCAGCAGAGAAAACUGCAGCAGCAACAGCGAAAGCUGCUGCUGCAGCAGCUGCAGCAGAGAAAGCUGCAGCAGAAGCAGCAGCAGAGAAAGCUGCAGCUGAAGCAGCAGCAGAGAAGGCUGCAGCAGAAGCAGCAGCAGAGAAGGCGGCAGCAGAAGCAGCGGCAGCACAGAGGGCUGCAGCUGAGAAGGCAGCAGCAGAAGCAGCAGCAGCUAAAGCAGCAGCAGCAGAGGCAGCAGCAGCGCAGAGGGCUGCAUCCGAGAAGGCAGCAGCAGAAGCAGCAGCAGCAAAAGCAGCAGCAGCAGCAAAAACAGCAGCAGCAGAAGCAGCAACAGCACAGAGGGCUGCGUCCGAGAAGGCAGCAGCAGAAGCAGCAGCAGCUAAAGCAGCAGCAGCAGAAGCAGCAGCAGUGCAGAGGGCUGCAUCCGAGAAGGGAGCAGCAGCAGCAGCACCUGCUGCGGGGCCGGAGAAAGUAGCAGACGCAACAGCAGCACAGCCAGAUGCAGCAGCAGCAGCAGCAGCAGCAAGUGCUGCAGUGCAGCGGGGCCCUGAAGGCCCAGGUGGCAGUCGCCUGCUGGCAGCAGGAGCAGAAGCAGCUCGCGCUGCUCAUCUCGAGUUAAACAAGAAACUGGAGGAGGCGGAGGCUGAGAUAGCGCGGCUUCGGGCGUUGGAGAUGUCUCGUGAUAGGGGGCUCGGAGACACCCUAGAGAGAGAAAACCUCAAAAGAGAAAGAGAUGAGCUGCAGCUGCAGCUGCAACGCCUCAGAGAGGAAGCGGCAGAACUGGAGGAAGCAAUAGAGGAGGCGGCUGUGGAGAAAGAAGUGGCCUUAGAAAACCUCGAGAGGGAGAGAGCGAAAGCAGAGGAUAUCAAACUCCAGCUCGAGCUGCAGGCAAGGGUUACAGAGAAGGAGUUGGAGGUGGCGCAGCUGCAGCAGCAGCUGGCAGAGCAGCAGACUCGCGAAGCUGCUGCUUUGAAGCAGCAGCAGCAGAUGCUGCAGCAGCAAGUGCAGCUAAUUAACAAGGCAAAGGCUAAGGAAUUCGAACGUGGUGUGCAGCAGCUGAAGCAGCUGCUGCUGUCUGCGCAUGAGGAGAGACAGAAGGCUUUAGCUCAGGCUGCUGCGCUGCAGCAGCAAGCUGCAGAGCAGCAGCAGCAAAUCGAGAUGCUGCAUGCAGCUGCAGCAGAGGAUCAGAGUUUGCUGCAGGAGCUGGAGGAGCAGGACGAGCAGCAGCGGAAGCUGCUGCAGCAGCUGCUGCAGCAGCAGCAGCAGCAGCAGGAGCAGCUGCCGAACCACCGAGGAGACACUGCGUGA
Messenger RNA from Eimeria acervulina, 2193 nucleotides. RefSeq lists its product as hypothetical. The transcript is spliced from 10 exons. The record is from RefSeq and is a predicted model, not a curated record. Lineage: Eukaryota; Apicomplexa; Conoidasida; Eucoccidiorida; Eimeriidae. The coding region runs from base 1 to 2193 and encodes 730 amino acids.